CCUAUAUAGCUGGGUGGACCUGGCUGCCAAGAGGGUGUGCUGGGGGACUGUGCAGCUCGAGGCUCCAGAGGCACACUCCAGAGAGAGCCAAGGUUCUGACACGAUGAGGCAGCACCUGAGCCGGUGGUGGCUGGCCACUGUCUGCAUGCUGCUCCUCAGCCACCUCUCCGUGGUCCAGGCCAGGGGCAUUAAGCACAGAAUCAAGUGGAACCGGAAGGCCCUGCCCAGCACUGCCCAGAUCACCGAGGCCCAGGUGGCUGAGAACCCCCCAGGAGCCUUCAUCAAGCAAGGCCGCAAGCUCAACAUCGACUUCGGAGCCGAGGGUAACAGGUACUACGAGGCCAACUACUGGCAGUUCCCAGAUGGCAUCCACUACGACGGCUGCUCCGAGGCCAACGUGACCAGGGAGGUAUUUGUCACCGGCUGCAUCAACGCCACCCAGGCGGCAAACCAGGGGGAGUUCCAGAAGCCGGACAACAAGCUCCACCAGCGGGUGCUCUGGCGGCUGGUCCGGGAGCUCUGCUCCCUCAAGCGCUGCGAGUUUUGGUUGGAGAGGGGCGCGGGACUUCGGGUCACCAUGCACCAGCCAGUGCUCCUCUGCCUGCUGGCUUUCAUCUGGCUCAUGGUGAAAUAA
Messenger RNA from Piliocolobus tephrosceles (Ugandan red Colobus), 634 nucleotides. It is a transcript of the gene PRND, whose product is annotated as prion like protein doppel. Bases 104 to 634 code for a protein of 176 amino acids. NCBI's taxonomy places the organism in Eukaryota, Metazoa, Chordata, Mammalia, Primates, Cercopithecidae. Gene Ontology annotation, biological process: intracellular copper ion homeostasis; protein homooligomerization. The transcript has 2 exons. The record is from RefSeq and is a predicted model, not a curated record. Gene Ontology annotation, cellular component: membrane. Gene Ontology annotation, molecular function: copper ion binding.